AUGUCAGAAUAUUUAUCCAAAGCAGCAGCUUUUGCACAAAAUGCGGCGAAACUUUCUAAGAAAGUGUCUGAAGGUAUUGUCGAAAAUGCACGUGAAUUCGGGUUAGAAGCUACUUCUUCGGGUCAUUAUUUCGAUACUUCGGAAGAAAAAAUGCGUGAUAUCAAAAGGCAACUAGACUCGAGACAUGAUCGAGAGAAAAUGGAUGGUUUAAAAAGACUGAUCGCGAUGAUAUCAAAAGGUCGCGAUGUUUCGGAAUUUUUUCCCGAUGUUGUUAAAAAUGUGGCUUCUCAAAACCUUGAAAUUCGAAAACUUGUUUACAUAUAUUUAUUGCGAUAUGCUGAACAAGAACCUGAUCUUGCAUUACUGUCAAUUAACACGUUUCAGAGAGACUUGGCAGAUCAAAAUCAAUUAAUAAGAGCAAUGGCUUUACGAGUGAUGUCUGGUAUUCGAAACCAUGUUAUUAGUCCAAUAGUAUUAUUAGCUAUAAAGAAAUGUGUUACUGAUUUGUCAGCGUACGUAAGAAAGACUGCAGCACAUGCCAUUCCAAAAUAUGCUUUGGUUGAUAUCAUAACAACUCUUCUCAAUGAUAAAUCAUCUUUCACAAUCGGUAGCGUUAUAAUGGCAUUUAAUGAAGUAUGUCCUGAUAGAUUUGAUUUAAUACAUCCACAAUAUCGAAAACUUUGUAAGAUGUUAAUUGAUGCAGAUGAAUGGGGACAGAUAGCUAUUAUAGGCCUUCUUCUACGAUACUCAAGUCAAAAUUUUGGAAAGAAAAAAUCCGAAGCAUUUUAUUCUGAUGAUGAAAAUUCAGAAAAAUCGGAUGAUACUUUUGACGAUUCAUUUAUACUUGAUCCCGAUCAUGAACUUUUAUUACAUUCAGCUUUACCUUUAUUACAAAGUAGGAAUAGUGCAGUAGUACUUGCAGUUGCUAAACUUUAUUAUCAUUUGGCACCUUUAGAAGAAGCGUAUAAAUUAGGCAAACCGUUAGUGAGAUUAUUACAUAGUCAUAGAGAAAAUCAAUACGUUGUUCUAGCGAAUAUUGCUACAAUGGCUAUACAACGGCCGUCUCUUUUCGAACCCCAUUUACAACAAUUUUUCGUUAGAUCAACGGAUCCUGCGUUUAUACGAAAUUUGAAAUUGGAAAUUAUGAUAUUAAUCGCGACCGAAAAUAAUAUAACAGGAUUGCUUAGAGAACUUCAGGAAUAUGUAAAAAGUCCUAACAAAGAAUUUGCAGCUGCUGCAAUACAAGCCAUUGGUCAUUGUGCAAUAGGAAUGCCAGAGAUGGCUGAAAGUUGUUUAAAUGGGUUAAUGAGAUUGCUUUGGAGCAAAAACGAUGCGGUCGUUGCAGAAUCCGUUGUGGUAAUUAAAAGAUUAUUACAAUUAAGACCUCAAGAUAAUGCGGAUAUGAUAAUACAAUUAGCCAAAGCUUUAGAUCAAAUAACCGUUCCUAUGGCACGUGCAAGUAUAUUUUGGCUGGUAGGCCAAUAUUCACAAAAUCUUGAAAAAGUUGCACCCGAUGUACUUAGAAAAGCUGUAAAGACUUUUACGACAGAAGCUGAUGUAACAAAAUUACAGAUUAUCAAUCUUGGUGCAAAACUUAUAUCACUUCAUCCCACAGAUAAUACACUUAAUCUUCUUUUUCAAUAUAUGCUUGAUCUCGCGAGAUAUGAUCUAAAUUAUGAUAUUAGAGAUCGAGCAAGAUUUUUCAGAGGUCUUAUAUUAAUAGAUAUUAAAAAAGAAAAUGUGGAUGAAAAAGCCCCUUCUGAAGAAAGUCCUUCUGCAGGUCGAGACAGAUUUACUAUAGGGUCAAUAGCUCUCGUCCUAAAUCAUUCCAUUCCAGGAUAUGAGCCAUUACCUGAUUGGACAACUGAAAAACCAGAUGGGUCUCUAAGAGAUAAUUUGGAUGAAACAUGGGGUCAUAAUCGAUCUAUUAAAGGAUUUGGGAGUGAUACGAUUGGAAAUUAUGCGCCAUCACCAACUUUUGAUAAAUCAUUUUCUAAAAAAAGAAAUGAUAAUUAUUAUGAUGACCUUAAUCGAUUUUAUGAAUCAGAAGAGAUCUCUGAAGAUGAAGAAAAUACAGGUAAAAUAUAUUUAUAUGUACAUUUCAUUAAUUAG
Messenger RNA from Diversispora eburnea, 2112 nucleotides. Lineage: Eukaryota; Fungi; Glomeromycota; Glomeromycetes; Diversisporales; Diversisporaceae. The record is from the annotation of a GenBank genome assembly.